AUGGCCGGUUAUUUCAUCCAAAGUGAGAUAAUCAGUAGUUCGUUUUUUACAAGUUUUGAAAGCGAGGAAUACUCCGACUCUGAUUAUCAAGUAACGGACACCAAUUGUACAACUCCCAAAUCUUUAGAUGAGGAUUCUGACACCAUUUCCGACAACACCUCAUCUGCCGUCGAGCAAUCAGGCACCACGGACGACACAUUCACUUCUAACUGCCCGAUCUGCUUACAAAACUUUCAAGAUCGGAGUUAUUUGAAUUCCUGUUUUCACUCUUUCUGUGUUUCAUGUAUUCGCCAAUGGUUAAAUGUAACCCCCACCUGUCCUUUAUGCAAAAGUAAAGUAGGGUUUAUUAUUCACAAUGUUGACGAGGCUAAGGGAACGUUUUUGAAAGAUUAUAUAGUUGGCAAUACAGAGGAAAAUGAAAUGUACAUAAAAAAAUCAAAGCUUAGAAAGUGGAUCAUGGAGGUUUCAAAUAAUGCAAAAUUAGACUCUAAGAAACAUUCAAGCCAAUCAUCCAUGUCACUAAAGACAGCGAAAGAAAGAGUCAAGAUAUAUAGUGACAAUCUCCUGGCAAAGAAUAUACCGCAACGUCUGAAGCCUUUUGUGCAUUUUCAUAACAAAGAUUACGACCGAUUACGGCCAUUUCUUUCACGCGAUCUUAAUGCCAUCCUAAACGACUCUUAUGAUCAAGUGAUAGAAGAAUACGUACAAUCGAUAGUAGUGUCAUAUUACCAAAAAUAUAAAUCCCGGGAAGUAAUUAUAGAAAAGCUAAAACCUUGGUUGGGAGAAUUAACGGAGAAAUUCUUGGAAGAAAUGUUUAAAUUUGUCGAAAGUGGUCUUAAUAUAGAAACGUGGGAUCAAUUGGUGAGUUAUGAUUGUGAUGAAGAUUUAGAGUUGGUUUGCGAGUUAUGA
Molecule: messenger RNA, 909 nt
Organism: Acaulospora colombiana
Lineage: Eukaryota; Fungi; Glomeromycota; Glomeromycetes; Diversisporales; Acaulosporaceae
Source: the annotation of a GenBank genome assembly